Messenger RNA from Thecamonas trahens ATCC 50062, 1966 nucleotides. RefSeq names its product N2,N2-dimethylguanosine tRNA methyltransferase. The transcript is spliced from 2 exons. Gene Ontology annotation, cellular component: nucleus. The record is from RefSeq and is a predicted model, not a curated record. Lineage: Eukaryota; Apusomonadida; Apusomonadidae. Bases 431 to 1945 code for a protein of 504 amino acids. Gene Ontology annotation, molecular function: RNA binding. Gene Ontology annotation, biological process: tRNA N2-guanine methylation.
GUCGCUGCAUGCUCCGACUGACUGUCAUUGGCCUCGGACAGCGACACGCAAUCGCCACAGCAAUCACCACCACAACCGCAGUUGGACUGACGCACGCUCCCAGAAUGGCAUCAUCUACCGCUGCGUCAACAACCGAGCAGCCUAUCGAUAUGGAGACUGGAGCUGGCCCGUCUACUUCCGAGGCUGGUGCGGGCGGGACGACGAUCGAGGAGGGCAGUGCCAAGAUCCACUUUCCCGAGGGCAACCAGGUGUUCUACAACAAGGUCCAGGUCUUCAACCGCGACCUCUCGACGGCGAUCAUUUCGCAGUUUGCGGCGGAGCGGGCUGAGGAGCAGGCGGAGCGGCACGCGCGGAGGCUGGCCAAGUACAACGAGAAGAUCGCGGCGGGGAGGACGGGUUCGAGCCGACGGCACCGCGCGGGCUCCGGAUCAUGGAGGCGCUCUCAGCGACCGGGCUGCGGUCGAUCCGGUACUACAACGAAAUCACGCCGCAGGUGGACCAGGUAGUGGCCAACGACCUCAAGCCGGAGGCUGCCGAGGCCAUCCGGAUCAACGUGGUCCGCAACGGGCUGGACCCGGAGAGCCAGGUCAUUCCGUCAUGCGGCGACGCCAACAUUGUGAUGAUGCAGGCUGCGGCGGCCGGUGAGCACUACGACGUUGUCGACCUGGAUCCGUACGGCUCUGCGGCGCCGUUCCUCAACGCGACGAUGAUGUCUGUGGCCGACGGCGGCUUGCUCGCGGUUACCUGCACCGACAUGGCGGUCCUGGCCGGAGCGCGGCCGGAGACGUGCUUUUCCAAGUACGGCUCGAUGCCGCUGCACAAGCGGUUCUGCCACGAGGGUGGCGUGCGGAUCUUGCUGGCGAGCCUCGAGCGUGCGGCUUCGCUGCACAAAAAGUACAUCGAACCGCUACUCUCAUGCUCGAUCGACUUUUACUCGCGGGUCUUUGUCCGCGUCCACACGUCGGCGGCCGAGUCGAAGCGGUCUGCGCUGCGGCUGAGCCAGCUGUACGCGUGCGGCGGAUGCGCGGCGUUCCACUGGCAGCCGCUCGGGCGCGAGAAGCCGGCCAAGUCUGGCAAGACCACGCACGUCCGCGGCGCGUAUGCGCCGACCGUGGGCAGCGAGUGCAGCGAGUGCGGCGGGCGGUUCCAGCUCGGCGGCCCGUACUGGGCCGGCGAGCUCCACUCGCGGCCAUUUGUGCGGCGGGUGCUCGACACGCUCGAGAGCGACCACGAGGCGUACGCGGCCAAGUUUGCCACGCUGCCGCGGAUGAUGGGCCGGCUGGUGGUGUGUCAUGAUGAGCUGGAGGGCUCCCCGCUGUACUACGACCUGCCUUCGAUGCUCUCGGCUCUCAACCUGACUCCGGUGAAGAAGGAUGAGUUCAUGGCGGGCCUUGUCUCGCUCGGCUAUGAGGUGACCGAGACCCACGCCUCCGUCUCGGGCUUUAAGACCAACGCGCCGGCCGGCGCCGUGUACGACGUCCUCCGGGCGUGGGCGGCCAAGUUUCCGCCGGUCCGUGCACCGGCAUCAGUCGAAUGGCAGAAGAUCAUCGCCCGCGAGGUGAACAGCAAGGUCUCGUUCGACACCAGCAUCCUGCCCAAGGCCUCGAGCCAGAAGCGGCGGCUGUCCAAGUUCCCGCAGAAUCCCGAGGCCUUCUGGGGGCCCAAGAUGCGGGCGACCGGCCAGAAGCGCAAGCCCGGCGACGAGUCAGCGACCGGCCUCCUGCCGGCGCAGAUGGAGCGCCAGCGGAGUCGCCAGAAGCGCAAGGCCCGCAUGUGCCGCAACAUGAUGGACUCUGGCGCGUGUGGCGACGAAGCCUGCACCCGCGUCCAUCCCACUCCGGAACAGCGCGCCGCCAUCCGCGACCCGGAACUCUCACGGAAGGAAAAGGGUGCGCUGCUGCGGAGCAUUCUGCACAAAAGCGAGGAUGAUGGCGGUGAGGAGUAAUAACAACCGGCGCAAAGCUUG